AUGCCAUCAAUUAAAACCCUUCCAAAGAAUUGUAAAUUCUCAACAUUAUCUCAAUUAAGAGCUCAAAUUAAUACCCAACCCGUUCCACCUCCAUCAUCACCAAAACAAUAUGAAUAUUCAUCAUUAUCACCUCAUCAAAAAGCAUUCUUAGAUCGUGUUAUUAGAGUGGAUCAAGCUGGUGAAUUAGGUGCUAAUUAUAUAUAUGCUGGGCAAUAUUCAAUAUUACAACAUACAAGACCUGAAUUGAAGACUAUAUUAAAACAUAUGUGGGAACAAGAAAUUCAUCAUCAUAAUACUUUUAAUAAAUUACAAGUUGAAAAUAGGGUACGACCAUCAUUAUUCACACCACUAUGGAAAUUAGGAGCUUAUAGUAUAGGUGUUGGUACUGCAUUGAUUGGUAAAGAAGCUGCAAUGGCUUGUACAGUUGCAGUUGAAACGGUUAUUGGAGGUCAUUAUAAUGAUCAAUUAAGAGUAUUGAUGAAUAAAUUUAGUGAUAUACAAGCAAAAGAUUUAAAUACUGGUGAAAUUAUUAAUGGUUUAGAAAGUGAAGAAUUGCAAAAUUUAAAAAAUACAAUUAAAAAUUUUAGAGAUGAUGAAUUGGAACAUUUAGAUACUGCAGUGGAAAAUGAUGCAGAAGCUGCUGUUCCUUAUUGGUUAUUAACAGAGGGGAUUAAACUAACAUGUAGAUUAGCAAUAUGGACAGCUGAAAGGGUUUAA
Hansenula anomala is the source of this 717-nucleotide messenger RNA. RefSeq names its product putative monooxygenase CAT5 (gene CAT5). Gene Ontology annotation, molecular function: 3-demethoxyubiquinol 3-hydroxylase activity. NCBI's taxonomy places the organism in Eukaryota, Fungi, Ascomycota, Saccharomycetes, Phaffomycetales, Wickerhamomycetaceae. The record is from RefSeq and is a predicted model, not a curated record. Gene Ontology annotation, biological process: ubiquinone biosynthetic process. The transcript has a single exon. The coding region runs from base 1 to 717 and encodes 238 amino acids. Gene Ontology annotation, cellular component: mitochondrial inner membrane.